AUGCGGGAAAUCGUGCACAUCCAGGCUGGACAAUGCGGGAACCAGAUCGGUGCUAAGUUCUGGGAGGUGAUCUCCGAGGAGCACGGCAUCGAUCCCGUCGGUACGUAUCGCGGGGACUCGGAGCUCCAGCUGGAGAGGAUCAACGUGUACUACAACGAGGCGACCGAUGGGAAAUACGUGCCGCGCGGCAUCCUGCUCGAUCUGGAGCCGGGCACCAUGGACGCGGUGCGCUCCGGCGUGUACGGGCAGCUCUUCAGGCCGGAGAAUUUCGUGUUCGGUCAGUCGGGCGCCGGCAACAACUGGGCCAAGGGUCACUACACCGAAGGCGCCGAGUUGGUCGACUCGGUGCUCGACGUGCUGAGGAAGGAGGCCGAGAGCUGCGACUGCCUGCAAGGCUUCCAGCUGACGCACUCGCUGGGCGGCGGAACCGGGUCCGGCAUGGGCACCCUGCUCGUCUCGAAGAUACGCGAGGACUACCCCGACCGAAUAAUGGCCACGUUCUCCGUGGUCCCCUCGCCGAAAGUCUCCGACACCGUCGUGGAGCCGUACAACGCCACCCUCUCGGUUCAUCAGUUGGUCGAGAACACCGACCAGGCGUACUGCAUCGACAACGAGGCCCUCUACGACAUCUGCUUUCGCACCUUGAAACUCUCGACCCCGACGUACGGCGACCUGAAUCACCUCGUGUCGGACACGAUGUCCGGCGUGACGACUUGUCUCAGGUUCCCCGGCCAGCUGAACGCCGACCUGAGGAAACUGGCCGUGAACAUGGUCCCGUUCCCGCGGCUCCACUUCUUCAUGCCCGGUUUCGCGCCUCUGACCUCGCGAAAGAGCCAACAGUACCGAGCGCUCACCGUGCCGGAGCUCACUCAGCAGAUCUUCGACUCGAAGAACAUGAUGGCCGCCUGCGACCCGAAACACGGUCGGUAUCUGACCGUGGCGGCCGUUUUCCGCGGACGGAUGUCCAUGAAGGAGGUCGACGAGCAGAUGUUGAACGUCCAGAACAAGAACAGCUCCUAUUUCGUAGAGUGGAUCCCGAACAACGUGAAAACGGCCGUCUGCGACAUUCCGCCGCGCGGUCUGAAGAUGUCCGCCACGUUCAUCGGUAACUCCACGGCUAUUCAGGAACUGUUCAAGAGGAUCUCCGAACAGUUCACGGCCAUGUUCCGCAGGAAAGCGUUCCUGCACUGGUACACCGGCGAGGGUAUGGACGAGAUGGAGUUCACCGAGGCCGAGUCGGACAUGAACGACCUCGUCUCCGAGUACCAGCAGUACCAGAACGCUUCGCCGGAAGACGAGCAAGAGUUCGACCCGGAAGGAGAUGCCGAAGAAAGAUAGAUGCCUCCCCUUCUUCUUUCUCCUUCUUUCUCCUUCUUUCUCCUUCUUUCUCCUUCUCUUUCUCCUUCUCUUUCUCCUUCUCUUUCCCGUACUUGUUCUUCUUCGACUUGUUCUCCUCCCUCGGGUACCUCGCGAUUCGGGAACGCUCGCAACGACGCGUCGUUACGAAAAUUUCUUGUACACGUUUCGCGAGAACUCUCGUCGAACGCCGAGUUGUCGGAAUGGUUGUAGUAGCUUUGCAUAUCGUAUCGACGAUUUCUUACAGACUUUUUCACCGAUUUCUUACCGACUAUUUUACGAUCGAUGGAUUUUUCAUGGGUUUUUAUAUAAAUCUAAGCGCACCCUUAUACACAUGCAUACACAUGUAUAACCUAUCUAUCCAUCUGUUUAUCUAUCGUACGUG
Nomia melanderi (Alkali bee) is the source of this 1741-nucleotide messenger RNA. Its product is annotated as tubulin beta chain-like. Gene Ontology annotation, molecular function: GTPase activity; structural constituent of cytoskeleton; GTP binding. The record is from RefSeq and is a predicted model, not a curated record. Gene Ontology annotation, cellular component: microtubule. NCBI's taxonomy places the organism in Eukaryota, Metazoa, Arthropoda, Insecta, Hymenoptera, Halictidae. Gene Ontology annotation, biological process: microtubule-based process.